AUGAGCAACGACGCGCCCACGCCCAUCUCGGACGACGAGGUAGUGGCGCUGACCAAGGCGGCUUUUGAACACUCCCGCCAGGACAUCAACCACCGCGCCGCUGCCGAGACGCCGCGGGAACUGCAGCAGCAGCAACCGGGCAUCACCAUCGAUCUGGGCCACAAGAACAUUGCCCGCCUGCCAGACGAGGUGAUUGAUGUCAUCAGGGCUGAGAUUGAGAGGUACACUGAACCACUUGCGCUUGCUGUUACCGUCUCGUGCAUACGUCUCCGCUACCUCAACGUGCGCUACAAUGCCAUGCGCGAGAUUCCCAAUGCCAUCCUCGAAAUGACAUCCUUGGAGAUUCUCGAUGUCAGCAGGAACAAGAUUAGAUCAAUCCCGACCAAGAUUGCAAACCUGACGUCGCUAAAGGUGCUAGCCAUUGCGAAAAACAAGAUUGAGGAGCUGCCCGUUUGUCUGGGAGAGAUCAACAGUUUGCAGGUCCUUAAGCUAGACGGUAAUAUGCUCGUAUUCCCUCCCCCCGAGGUCUGCACCAUCAAGGACAACGCCCCCUCGCCAGCAAACGAGAACGAGCGAGACGCCGUCAUCGCCACCCAGGUCAAACGCUUCAUGCGCCAACACGUUGCAAAAGAGCGUCAGCGGGACGAGAGGCUACGGGCUGAAUCUUCUGGAGACGAGAGUUGGACCGAGAGCAACCCGGAGACACCUCGUCCGUCGAAGCGAGCCAACGGAGGACGAUUUCCCGUAAGACCCAGCGUAGGCAACUUGGACGGCUUCUCUGAAGGCAAGAUCGACUCUCCCGGCCUGGCCGCCCCGCCUAUCCCGGUUCGCUCCCAUUUCCGAGUCGGAUCUACCACAAGCAAUGGUAAUGCCAACGGUAAUGGCGUCAGCAAGAGACGUCAAAUCCCUCCACUGGUCCUGACAAAUGGAAACAACGAGCGCAACCGAAGCCAGAGUGAAGGGUCGGGGCCCUCGUCACACCGCCAGAAGCGCAUGGGCAUAUACACCAACAAGACGUCUGAACUGGGGUCAGUGGAUGAGCUGCGGCGGACCAGCCACUUCCGUGGUUUCAGCCAGGGCAUUGUGAUGCCUGCGAAUGCGGGGGGCAGUAACUUUCCAGGACCGGCAACCGCGGGCUUCUAUGGAGAUACAGGCACUGUGAGAUCCCUCGCGAAUAGGCCGCUAUCCGACGUGCGUGAGCACAGACGCGUGUCGCGUGCCCCCGAUAUCGUCGUUGAAGCUGCCAAGAACUUCCUCUAUGCCAUCUCGCAGCUUCAUGAUUGCGUCACACACAUGGUACGCUCAAUCAAGUUGACGGCCAAGACGAAAGAAAGUCUGCGUCGCAAGGAAGACUUUUACCGCAGGUUCUCCAGCACGUACCUAAACAUCCGUGCCUUGAACGAAGUCUUGCACAAGUUCGAUAGGCUAGUUGAAGAGGACGAGGACGAGGCCCAGAAGCUCUCUAGAAGUGUUUACAUGUACGCACUGAGGUGUCUUGACUCCUUCAUGGCCAUCAGUCUUUCCAUCGCCGAGAACCGCAUCGAGAUUGUCCACAACGCCAACCCGCACAUCAUGCGGACCUUUUUACUGCUUCAACAAGGCAGUUUGAUCGAGAUGAGGAACGCUUGCUCAAUCUUGGGUGCGCAGUUCAAAGACUCGGCUGCAACCCCAACGAGACUCAACGGUGGUGACGCACUCGCGACAGUACGGGCGCGCCCAUCGAGGGUUCGCCGGCUCCAAGCGUCCCCGCCACAGCGGAACGGGUAUCAGAUGCCUCCGCCCGUCAUACUGCACAGUAAUGACAAUAGCCGAUCGAACACCAUGACGAGCCUUAGCGCGAUAACCCCUCGCUCCGGAGAGUCCUUCUCCAUGGUUGGGCCAAACAUGACGCGGACAAAUACGAUGACUAGCACGAUGACCAGCAAUUUUGACGAAGCAGACGAAGAUGCUCAGUUCGACAGAGUCUACACAAAACUCAGGAAUGCGUCGGACGGCUGUAGAACCUCCAUGACGCAGAUCACGCGCAUGAUGCGAGAGCAAUUCGACAGCUUGCGACGCGAUCUCGACAACGAGGAUCCUAGGGUGAAGGCGUUGGCGAGCCUCAUUGAUAAGAGCAAUGAAGCCCAGCAGAUGGCGAUCCCUCUGUCUAGUCGGUUAUCACAAAUGCAGCUCAAAGACAGCUACACGCGAAAUCAGCCCGAGUUCUGGCAGCAAUGCAUGGGUUUCAUCAAGGCUUGGCAGGAACUGGCGACUGCGUACACCCAGCAAGGCAGAGAACACAAAUUGCUUACUACAGAUGUCAAAAAGCUUAUGCGACCGUUGCAUAAGAUGGUCAAGGAGGCUAGUCUGGCUAUCAACGACAGUCCUUGGUCAAAUCUCACUAGCAACAACUUGGGCUCGAUGGGACCGCCGAGUCUAUCAUCCAUCACCUCACGGACUCAGCCACCAAGGUUCCUCAACAAGCCUACGAGCACCAUGUCUUCGAAUGGCGGACCUGGGUUCCCGGGACCAAUCAACACUGCUAUUCCUCCCAUGAACUCGGUCUUCUCAGCACAACCUCACACGGCGACUUUCACGUCUCAAAGUUCUGGUGGAUAUAGUACACCGGUCCCCGCAACCCCACUGAGUGCGGCGCUAGGUGCAGCAGCCCAAGCAACUGUUCCCAGCACACCCAGGAUGCCUUCGCAAGGUUCCAAUACGCUCAACGUUUUCGAGCGAGCCGAUCGACUGCUAAACCAACCAAGCCGACGUGUCUGA
Molecule: messenger RNA, 2757 nt
Organism: Pyrenophora tritici-repentis Pt-1C-BFP
Lineage: Eukaryota; Fungi; Ascomycota; Dothideomycetes; Pleosporales; Pleosporaceae
Source: RefSeq, a predicted model, not a curated record